CAAUUGCAUAAUCAUUGAAAGUCCCGAUCUUUUUCCAAUGGUUACCUCUUCACUCUUCAUACAUCUAUCUUUCAACCUCUAAUUUUCUUACUUAUCCCAUUUACUCAAUCCUUCAUUAAAAUUCAGCCCUUCAUCUUCUUCUCUUUCAUUUGUAAAAGCUUCAACUCUAUUCCUAUGUUUGGCUCCAAUGGAGGGCAUUAUAUUUCCAAACAGACCAACAUUACCAAUUCAACAAGCAAAACCCAAACCAAUUCAACAACCAAACAUGCCCAUAAAAUUCAAUUCUACAACUUUACCUUUACCUCCUAAACCUCAAAAACCUCCUCCUGCACUUGCUUUAGACUCUUUACUUCAACAUCUUCUUCACCUUUCUUCCACUCCAACUACUACCCAUUUCCCUAAACUCAUCAAAUCAUCACAUUCUAAAACUACCCUUUUGCAUUCUCUUCCAAUUUCUUCACUUCAUUCCUAUAAUCAGCCUGUUUUUGAUGGGCUUUCUUUAAAUUCUGCUACCCAAUUGGCAAUUGAACAAGAUAAGGCUGUUGUUGUUCUUCCCAAAGUUGAUGAUGGUUCACUUGAUUUUUUAUCUGAUAGAAGUAAGUUAUUAUUGAAUUCUAUGUUAGAAAUACCCUUAUCUGAUUUAAAUGCUUUCUUUGACUCUGUGAAGAUUGAUUUGUUUGAUUCUGAUUUAAUCAGUUUAUUGAAAGGAUUAGAUGUUUUGGGUAAUUGGGAAAAAGCUGUUUUGUUGUUUGAAUGGGGUUUAAUAAAUAUUACUUCCUCUCAAGGUGAGAAAAUGGAUUAUCAGGUUAUUGAGUUAAUGGCUAGGAUUUUAGGUAGGGAAACCCAACAUACUAUUGCAGCUAAAUUGUUUGAUAUAAUACCACUUGAAGAAUACUGUUUAGAUGUUCGAGCUUAUACCUCUAUUCUCCAUGCCUAUGCUCGAACGGGCAAAUAUGAGAAGGCGGUUUCGAUAUUCGAUGACAUGAAGAAAAAGGGUCUCCUUCCAACUUUGGUUACUUACAAUGUAAUGCUAGAUGUCUAUGGAAAGAUGGGUAGGUCUUGGGAUAAGGUUUUGUGCCUUCUUGAUGAGAUCAAAAGUAAAGGGUUUCAAUUUGAUGAGUUCACUUGUAGUACUGUCAUUGCUGCUUGUGGUAGAGAGGGAUUGUUGGAUGAAGCAAGAAAGUUCUUUGCAGAAUUAAAAUCGACGGGUUAUAAGCCGGGAACUGUGACAUAUAACUCUUUGCUUCAAGUGUUUGGGAAAGCCGGAGUUUAUUCUGAGGCUUUGAGUGUCUUGAAAGAAAUGGAGGUGAAUGGUUGCCCUCCUGAUUCUGUGACUUAUAAUGAGCUUGUCGCUACAUAUGUGAGGGCGGGAUUUCUUGAAGAAGGAGCUGCUGUGAUUGAUACAAUGACGCGUAAAGGGAUAAUGCCGAAUGCAAUUACAUAUACUACUGUAGUUGGUGCAUAUGGGAAAGCUGGAAAGGUUGAUCAGGCUUUGGCUUUGUUCGAUCGUAUGAAGGCUUCUGGUUGUGUUCCUAAUGUUUGUACGUACAAUGCUAUUCUCGGUAUGCUAGGGAAGAAGUCUAGAUCAGAAGAGAUGAUAGAGAUAUUGUGUGACAUGAAGAUUACUGGGUGCUCCCCUAAUCGAAUCACGUGGAACACGAUGCUUGCAAUGUGUGGAAUUACGGGCAAGGAGAAGUAUGUAACCAGGGUUUUCCAAGAGAUGAAGCGCAGUGGUUUUGAGCCUGAUCGAGACACGUUCAACACUUUGAUCAGUGCUUAUGGCCGAUGUGGGUCUCGAAUUGAUGCUACCAAGAUUUUUGAGGAGAUGAUGCAAGUGGGUUUUAGCCCUUGUGUCACGACCUACAAUGCAUUUUUAAAUGUGUUAGCUAGAAAGGGCGAUUGGAAAGCAGCAGAAUCAAUCAUUCAUGAUAUGAAAAGCAAGGGAUUUAAGCCUAAUGAUACCUCUUAUUCCUCAAUGAUUCAAAGCUAUGCAAAAGGAGGGAACGUGAAGGGCAUACAAAGACUCGAGAAAGAUAUAUAUGAAGGGCAAAUAUUCCCUAGCUGGAUACUUCUAAGGACCCUUAUUCUUGCAAACUUCAAAUGUAGGGCACUUUCAGGCAUGGACAGGGCAUUCAAGGAACUACAGAAAAGUGGGUAUAAACCCGAUUUGGUCGUGUACAACUCGAUGCUCUCAAUUUUCGCUAGGAACAAAAUGUAUGACCGUGCUCAUGAAAUCUUACAUUUGAUUCAAGACAGUGGAUUGCAGCCUGAUCUUAUAACCUACAAUAGUUUGAUGGAUAUGUAUGCAAGAUCCGGGGAUUGUUGGAAGGCAGAAGAGGUAUUAAGGAAACUGUUGAAAAGCGGUGGAAAACCCGACCUUGUGUCUUACAACACAGUGAUCAAAGGGUUUUGCAGGCAAGGAUUGAUGCAAGAAGCAAUAAAGAUAAUGUCAGAGAUGACAACAAGAGGGAUACGACCUUGCAUAGUGACUUACAACACUUUCGUGGCUGGUUACGCAACGCGAGGGAUGUUUUCGGAGGUUGAUGAAGUUAUAAGCUACAUGAUUCAACAUGAUUGUAGACCUAAUGAGUUGACUUACAAGAUUGUGGUAGAUUCUUAUUGUAAAUCCAAGAGAUACACAGAAGCUUUUGAUUUUGUUUCUAGGAUUAAGGAGAGAGAUCAUUCUUUUGAUGAUCAUUCUCUGUAUCGUCUUUCGUCUCGCGUUAGGCAGGAUGUUCAGUUUUGAUAAUCAUAUUUAUGUUUAUAGUUGUUUCAGAUUCAUGUCUUCCAUUUUGAUUUAUUUUGUUUAACCAUUGUAAUUCGGAUGAGAUAAAUUUAUGUUAGUAUCAUUACAGGA
This is a messenger RNA of Amaranthus tricolor (Joseph's coat), 2857 nucleotides long. RefSeq names its product pentatricopeptide repeat-containing protein At2g18940, chloroplastic. Bases 188 to 2746 code for a protein of 852 amino acids. Gene Ontology annotation, molecular function: protein binding. The transcript has a single exon. The record is from RefSeq and is a predicted model, not a curated record. Lineage: Eukaryota; Viridiplantae; Streptophyta; Magnoliopsida; Caryophyllales; Amaranthaceae.